Messenger RNA from Octodon degus (degu), 4192 nucleotides. It is a transcript of the gene Klhl25, whose product is annotated as kelch like family member 25. The record is from RefSeq and is a predicted model, not a curated record. The transcript is spliced from 5 exons. Gene Ontology annotation, molecular function: protein binding. Bases 667 to 2592 code for a protein of 641 amino acids. NCBI's taxonomy places the organism in Eukaryota, Metazoa, Chordata, Mammalia, Rodentia, Octodontidae.
GAAACUAGUUUGUUGGCGGCGCCUCGGCGGUUCGGCGGCGGGAGCGCGUCGGGCUGAGGAGAGCGCCUGAGGAGAGCGGCUGAGGGGCGGCGGCAGGCGGAGAGCCCGCGGGGGCGACUGGGGCUUUGUGAGCGCGGCGGGCGGCAGCGCCCAGAGCGGCAUUGGUGACGUUGUGGUGGCUCUGCCAUCUGAGUUCCUGGGGGCAGUGAUGAGAAUCUGUCACAACCACAAAGCAUGCAGUGUGAGCAAGAAAUGUCUCUGCAGAAAGGCCACUGUGACCUGGGGCUGUUUGUUCCUGUGGUGUACUCCUAGCUGUUCUGAUUAAGACGGUCAUAACCGAGGUUUGGUUGUGAGGAUCAUGUUGUGUAUAUGAAAUGCCUAAGACAGCGUCAGGUACAGUGUCAGGCGGGCAUGUGUUUGACUUGGCUCCCUUCCCAGCUAGAAGUCUCUGCUGAUGCUUCGCAGCAAGUAUUACUCCAUCCCAGCUGGGUUUUGCAGGACUUGACCCCUCGCCUCCUGUCCUGUGCCUCCAUGGGAAAGCAGAGCUGCCAGCUGGGCUAAGGCCCUUAUCGCAGUUGUGUCCAUCAGCUUGUGAUGAGUACGCCAUAGGCAGCCUGGGGCCCAGACAUGGAGAACAGAAGCUGAAGUGGCCCCGAGUUCUGAGUGAUGGCAGCCUUGGCUAUGCCAUGCAUGGAGUGCACCCAGGCACUGGCCUCUUUGCUCUUCCAGGCUCUGGCUAUAGGGCUUUGUCCUGGGCAGCGAAAGCAUGGAAGUUCCAUUCCGUUCCAUGGAAGGGACUGUGCCAGUCAUUGGUCGUGCAUCAUGUCGGUCAGCGUCCACGAGGCCCGCAAGUCACGGGGCAGCACGGGCUCCAUGAAUAUCACUCUCUUCCACAAGGCCUCACACCCCGACUCUGUGCUGGCCCAGCUCAACACACUGCGCAAGCAGCGCAUGUUCACAGACGUCACACUCUGGGCUGGUGACCGUGCCUUCCCCUGCCACCGUGCUGUGCUGGCUGCCUCCAGUCGCUACUUUGAGGCCAUGUUCAGUCAUGGCCUGCGGGAGAGCCGGGACGACACGGUCAACUUCCAGGACAACCUGCACCCCGAGGUCCUGGAGCUGCUACUGGACUUCGCCUACUCUUCCCGCAUUGCCAUCAACGAGGAGAAUGCCGAGUCUCUGCUGGAGGCGAGUGACAUGCUACAGUUCCAUGACGUGAGGGACGCAGCUGCCGAGUUCCUGGAGAAGAACCUGGGCCCCUCCAACUGCCUGGGCAUGAUGCUGCUGUCAGAUGCGCACCAGUGUCGCCGGCUGUACGAGUUCUCCUGGCGCAUGUGCCUGGAGCACUUUGAGACAGUGCGGCAGAGUGAGGAUUUCAACAGCCUGUCGAAGGACAUGCUGCUGGACCUCAUCUCCAGCGAUGAGCUGGAGACCGAGGACGAGCGGGCCGUCUUUGAGGCUGUCCUGCAGUGGGUGAAGCACGACCUCAAGCAGCGCGGGGCUCACCUGCCCCUGCUCCUGCGCGGGGUGCGGCUGGCCCUGCUGCCGUCCGACUGCCUGAAGGAGGUGGUCUCCAGCGAGGCACUCCUCACGGCCGAUGAGCGCACGCGUCUCAUUGUGGACGAGGCCCUGAGCUGCAAGGCCAGGAUCCUGCAGAACGAUGGUGUGGUCACCAGCCUCUGCGCUCGGCCCCGCAAGGCGGGCCACACGCUGCUCAUCCUGGGGGGCCAGACCUUCAUGUGCGACAAGAUCUACCAGGUGGACCGGAAGGCCAAGGAGAUCAUCCCCAAGGCAGACUUGCCCAGUCCCCGGAAGGAGUUCAGCGCCUCGGCCAUCGGCUGCAAGGUCUAUGUGACUGGGGGCAGGGGCUCUGAGAAUGGGGUUUCUAAGGACGUCUGGGUGUAUGACACUGGCCACGAGGAGUGGUCCAAGGCUGCGCCCAUGCUGAUUGCCCGCUUUGGCCAUGGCUCAGCUGAGCUGGAGAACUGUCUGUAUGUGGUGGGGGGCCACACGUCCCUGGCAGGCGUCUUCCCAGCCUCUCCCUCCAUCUCUCUGAAGCAGGUGGAGAAAUACGACCCUGAGGCCAACAAGUGGACCAUGGUGGCCCCCCUGAGGGAUGGUGUCAGCAAUGCAGCCGUGGUGAGUGCCAAGCUGAAGCUGUUUGUUUUCGGCGGCACCAGCAUUCACCGAGACAUGGCAUCCAAAGUCCAGUGCUAUGACCCUUCUGAGAACUGGUGGACGAUCAUGGCGGAGUGCCCCCAGCCAUGGCGGUACACAGCUGCCGCUGCCCUGGGCAGCCAGAUCUUCAUCAUGGGGGGUGACACAGAGUUCACAGCCGCCUCAGCCUACCGCUUUGACUGUGAGAGCAGUCAGUGGACACGGAUUGGGGACAUGACCGCCAAGCGCAUGUCCUGCCAUGCCCUGGCAUCAGGCAACAAGCUCUACGUGGUGGGGGGGUACUUUGGGACUCAGAGGUGUAAGACCCUGGAUUGCUAUGACCCCACCUCAGACACGUGGAACUGCAUUACCACCGUGCCCUACUCCCUCAUCCCCACAGCCUUCGUCAGCACCUGGAAGCACCUGCCGGCGUGAGGACACCCGCAGGGCCAGCCAGACUCUGCCUCUCUCCCAGCCCCUCAGCUUGUGCUGAUCCACAGUGCCUGGACCUGGACACCUGGUGGAAGCUCGGCCACCCAUCACCUCUCCAGUGGCUGGAAGCCCACAGCUUCGGCUGGGUAGUGGAUGCGUCAGCUGUCCUGCACUUUACACAAGAGGAACAAAGCUGUGUCCCACAGCCUGAGCCUUGGGGCCUCUCCAGCUUCGCAUGUUUACACAGGGCAAGGAGCUUUCAGAGGGCCAUGGGCUGCCACCAGGGACCCCGGGCCUUGGGGAGGAACAUGUGCAGAGCCCUGAGGUCACCUGUGUCGUCAAGUCCUGCACUGGGCCUGGAGGCAGAGGAGAGGAGUCUGGGUGGGGCUGUGGCAGGUUGGGCUUUGGCCCCCUGACCCUGACUCACAGCUUCCUUAGGGGUGAGAGUCUUAGUGUUACCUGACAGGUGGGGUCUGGGCCUCAGAGGAGCAGAUCCUACCAGACUGAGAGCAGUUGGUCGUGGAGGAAAAAGCUAAAGAUAUUUCAGGGCUCCAUUGUGUGACCUCAGUGACACCUCAGAUUUCAUUAACAGAUGUACCCAGAUCCCUACAGCCACACAGCAGGUCUGGAAUCCCCAAAAGCCCAUCCCAUCCUACAGAGGACCAAGUUCUGUGGUGCUACACCAGAUGUGGGACAGAUGCUCCUUCCCAUAGACACAGGGACUGGGGCCACUCAGGAGAGCUGUGGCCCUGGGGAGCUCUCAGGGACACCCUGUUAUCUCACCUCCUCAGAGCUCACCUAAGGGGCAGUGAUGACCACAUUUCCUGACAGCAUCACAUUGUCAGCAGCGCCAGGGCUCCAUCCCAGGAGACCAUGCCACUCUCCAAGACAAGAUAGUGCUGAGCCAGGGCCAGAGAGGGGUUUUGGGUGGAGUCGCCUUAGUGUGGGGAACGGGGGUCUGUGCCCACCAUCCUCCCUUGCCCUUCAGCUGGUAGCACUGGUUCCUGUUCCCUGAGCCCCACAAAUAACAGUCUCCAGAGUGCUGCUGAGCAUUUGCCCAUUGCUGCCUCCUUUUGCAUCUUGGGAUCCCCCAUUGGGUUAUCCCCAGAAUCCAGGUCACCUUGUGUGGUCACCUGCCAGUGGGCACCUCACAUCGGGGAGAGGCCCCAGCCCACCCUCACUCACCUGCCAUUAGGGGCUCCCAAAUGGAGCUACAUACUGGCCCAGGACCAGGACUGCAGAGGGCCCCACACUGUUACCAGAGAUGCGAAGCCACUGUAAGAACCAGUGAUGUUCGCCAGUGUCCCCACCCUCAGCACUGGCCCUGGUCUUGUGGGUGUCUGGUGGAGAGAGUGCGGGGCAGAGCCAGCCUGCUGAAGGAGGGCUGAUGCGUGGGCCACACAGAUGGGCUGUGUCUGAGGCCAGCCCUGCACCCAGUCUCCCCUUUCCUGGAGGCCGCUGACAGCCACAGCCUGCAGGAGGUGGCCCCUGUGGGUGCUUAGUCUAGAUAAGCACACUUCGCACAGCACAGAGGACCUGACAGCGGUGCUUUCCCCAAGCUGUGUGGCUCCUACUAAGUUGUCUAACUUAAUAAAGAGAGUUG